GGGUAUGGAGAGCGGCCCCGGGAGCCUGCAGCCGCUAGAACACGGGGUGGCCGCCGAGCCAGCGCCAGGGGCAGGUUCUCCGCAGGAAGGGCAACCGGAGACCAGGCUCGCCGCUGGGGAUGGUCCUGGAGUAUGGGCGGCGGAGAGCAGCGGCGGGAAUGGGCAGGGGGCGGCGGCCGCCGGAAGGAGCCUCUUGGACUCGGUUUCUCCCGCCGGCUCUCCUCAGGUUCCCGGACCCUGCAGCUCCUUCCCGGCCUUGGACUUAAAGGAGAGCGAUUUGAAGAAUCCUUCCGCCCAGAAGACGCCUCCGAGAGGGCAGCACAAGGUGACCGCCUCUCCGGAGACAGCCGAGGCCGGAGCGGACCAUGGAUCGGGUCCGGCCGGAGACGCCGGCCCCCGCCCGGAUGCCGCCGGCACCUGCCGGGCAGAGUUGGCGGCCGCCAGGUCCGAGGAGCCCAGCAGCGCUGGCGGCCUCAGCAGCAGUUGCAGCGACCCGAGCCCUCCUGGGGAAUCGCCGAGCCUGGACUCCCUGGAGUCGUUCUCUAACCUGCAUUCUUUCCCCAGUAGCUCUGAGUUUAAUAGUGAGGAGGGAGCGGAGAACAGGGUCCCUGGGGAGGAGGAGGAGGAGGGCGCGGGCGCGGCGGUGUUGCCCGGGGCUGUGCCUCUGUGCCGAGAAGAGGAGGAGGAGGAGGGGGAGGAAGCUCAGGUAUUGGCAGCCUCCAAGGAACGCUUCCCGGGACAGUCUGUCUAUCACAUCAAGUGGAUCCAGUGGAAGGAAGAGAACACGCCCAUCAUCACUCAGAAUGAGAAUGGACCCUGCCCUUUGCUGGCCAUCCUCAAUGUUUUGCUUCUGGCCUGGAAGGUGAAACUUCCACCGAUGAUGGAAAUCAUAACUGCUGAACAGCUGAUGGAAUAUUUAGGAGAUUACAUGCUUGAUGCAAAGCCUAAAGAAAUUUCAGAAAUUCAACGUUUAAACUAUGAGCAGAAUAUGAGUGAUGCUAUGGCAAUCUUGCACAAACUACAGACAGGCUUGGAUGUAAACGUAAAAUUCACUGGUGUUCGAGUAUUUGAGUAUACACCAGAAUGCAUUGUAUUUGAUCUUCUUGAUAUUCCUUUGUACCAUGGGUGGUUAGUGGAUCCACAGAUUGAUGACAUUGUAAAAGCUGUUGGUAACUGCAGCUACAACCAACUAGUGGAGAAGAUCAUCUCUUGUAAGCAGUCAGACAAUAGUGAGCUCGUUAGUGAAGGCUUUGUAGCUGAGCAGUUUCUAAAUAACACAGCCACUCAACUGACAUACCAUGGAUUAUGUGAACUAACUUCAACGGUUCAGGAAGGAGAACUUUGUGUGUUCUUUCGGAAUAAUCAUUUUAGCACCAUGACCAAAUACAAGGGUCUACUGUAUUUGCUGGUAACAGACCAGGGGUUUCUUACUGAAGAAAAAGUUGUUUGGGAAAGCCUACACAAUGUGGAUGGUGAUGGAAAUUUCUGUGACUCAGAAUUUCAUCUGCGGCCUCCUUCAGAUCCUGAAACCGUAUACAGAGGACAGCAAGACCAGAUAGAUCAGGACUACCUUAUGGCAUUAUCUCUACAACAAGAGCAGCAGAGCCAAGAGAUCAAUUGGGAACAAAUACCUGAAGGAAUCAGUGAUUUAGAACUAGCAAAGAAACUCCAAGAAGAAGAGGAUAGACGGGCUUCUCAAUAUUAUCAGGAACAGGAACAAGCAGCAGCAGCUGCUGCUGCUGCUUCUACACAGGCCCAGCAAAGCCAGCCAGCACAAGCCUCUCCAAGUAGAAGACAACCUGGGAAUAGUGAACGUAAACGAAAGGAACCUCGAGAAAAAGAUAAAGAGAAAGAAAAGGACAAAAAUAGCUGUGUCAUUUUGUAACAAGUGUUGGAUU
This is a messenger RNA of Neomonachus schauinslandi (Hawaiian monk seal), 1898 nucleotides long. It is a transcript of the gene MINDY2, whose product is annotated as MINDY lysine 48 deubiquitinase 2. The coding region runs from base 5 to 1885 and encodes 626 amino acids. The record is from RefSeq and is a predicted model, not a curated record. Gene Ontology annotation, biological process: protein K48-linked deubiquitination. Gene Ontology annotation, cellular component: cell periphery; cytosol. The transcript is spliced from 9 exons. Lineage: Eukaryota; Metazoa; Chordata; Mammalia; Carnivora; Phocidae. Gene Ontology annotation, molecular function: K48-linked deubiquitinase activity; cysteine-type carboxypeptidase activity; cysteine-type deubiquitinase activity.